This is a messenger RNA of Closterium sp. NIES-65, 671 nucleotides long. NCBI's taxonomy places the organism in Eukaryota, Viridiplantae, Streptophyta, Zygnematophyceae, Desmidiales, Closteriaceae. The record is from the annotation of a GenBank genome assembly.
AAGCCACGCUCCACGUGUCACUACCACAGGAGUUUAAGUAUGAGGUGCUAUUAGCAGCAACUAACAACUUCGACCAAUCAGCCGUGCUGGGCGAGGGGGGGUUCGGGAAGGUCUACAAGGCCGUGAUUCGCGGAGGCAAGGGGGAGGCGAAUGGGAACGGCGGAGAGGGGAAGGGAGAAGGUGCGGCAGCGGUGGUUGCGGGACAGGCAGUGGCGAUUAAAGUGCUGAAUAGUUCCGGGAAGACGAGCGGUUACCGGGAAUGGGUGACGGAAGUGCUCAUGUUGGAACGCCUCUCCCACCCCAACCUGGUCAGCCUGCGCGGCUACUGCGCUCACGGCGAGAUGGCGUUUCUCGUGUAUGAAUACGUGUCCAAGGGCGCGCUCAACUACCACCUCUUUUCCACGGCCGACAAUGUGAUUCCCCUGUCGUGGCAGCAGCGGGUGCAGAUAGCCGUGGGAGCGGCAACAGGGCUGCACCAUUUGCACGAGAGGAACAUCAUUCACCGCGAUUUCAAAUCGUCCAACAUCCUGCUUGACGAUAACCUGGUGGCCAAAGUGAGCGACUUUGGGCUGGCCAAGGUGGGCCCGGUGGGGGAUCAGAGCUACGUGGAGACCAAGGUGAAGGGCACACCGGGGUAUAUCGACCCUGCUUACAUGGAGAGGGGUGAGUGA